Molecule: messenger RNA, 3033 nt
Organism: Gamsiella multidivaricata
Lineage: Eukaryota; Fungi; Mortierellomycota; Mortierellomycetes; Mortierellales; Mortierellaceae
Exons: 3
Molecular function (GO): protein binding
Source: RefSeq, a predicted model, not a curated record
CUUCCCUCUCUUCCCUCUCUUCCCUCCCUUCCCUCUCUUCCCUCUCUUUGCCACACCCCUCUGCAUCCAUUUGCACCCGGUGGCCCCCUUGCCUACACCCUCUAGCGUGCCAUCUGUACUGGGCCACUGCUUCGGCCUGCGCUACAUCUCCACCCUUCCCCACACUCGCACCCCCAACUGACAUCGCCUACCAUCUCCUUAUGGCAGUGCACAGCACCCUCGCCAUCCCCAGUUAGACUUUAUCAAACGCCCCCACUCACCCCCACCACCCCUGCACAUAUACCCUCCCUCUCCACCUCCCUCUCCCUCCUAAUGACUUCCCUACCAUCCUUCUCCUCCCCCUGCAUCGCUCCUGACAGCACCGGUCAACUCCCCUACCUCUUCGGAGUCUCCUCCUCCAGCAGUGGCAAUCGUCUGGAAGCAUACUCGCUCGACAUAUCCAACCCUCUCGCACCCACCUCCACCUUCAUCUCUGCAACAACAACCCCCGGGUGGGAUCCACAGUACAGUCUAGGGUGCUACGCCUACCUGGGCGAUCGUCCACCGCCAGAUAGUCCCAUUAGCCUCAUUCAGUUCGGCGAGACCGUCCAGACCUUGUUUUUUCCGAACGGGACUUGGCUCACCUCGAUCGGCCAAGGUGCAGAAGGGGCGACGGUGGAUUAUGUCAGUCCAAAGUAUUUUAGCAUUGUGGCAUCGACAAAUGGUUGGAAUUGGUUCUUGGCCAGGAUGGCAGGGGGUUCCUGGAGAGAUCUUCGCAUUGGAGCCAACUCUGCGGCGGUAUCAACAGAUCCGACGAUAGCGGGCUCAGAUCCACUUCUGACGGUGGGAGCGAUUGCGCAGGAUAUUGGCAACUUUGGAAAUGGUCUGCUCUUCGUCUUUGAACAAUCCGGAGCUGCCGGAACGGUCUUUCGGGCGACGGGAAAUAAACAACCUGACCAGAACCUGACCACCACAACCGGAACCGAAUCCUUGGUGACGUUGUCCAGGAUUAGUGCUGUAAAUAUGAAUAAUACCGUACUUACAGCCGAUGCUAUACCUGUCAGCUCUGCCUUUGCGGCGUUUAUCCUCGAUAAGGGACCUGGUGGCACGAUCUCGGUAUUUUCAAUCGACCCUCGCUCCUCAACCUCCAGACUGGCCCGCGCAUCCAUUAACUCCUCAUCGCCGCCCUUCCUCUCCAAUCAAUCGGUUGCUACGCUCAACAGCAAAAUCGUCGUCUAUGGAGGACUCCUGCAGGAUGGAAAAGGAUCAUCCACUGAUGUACAUGUGUUCGACGUGAUCUCAGGAAGCUGGUCAGGCCCCAGCUUGAUCAGCCCCUCCCACUCAAAGGCCGGAAAGAUGAGUCCGGGUGUCAUCGGUGGAAUAGCAGCUGCCGUAGUCCUUGUUCUGAUUGCGUUGAUCGGCCUCUUCGUUUGGCGGAUACGACGCAGGAAGGCUCAGACGAGUGUCCGGAGUCAUAGCAGUAAUGAGCAACGGGACCGCAAUUCGCAAGAUAAUAAGAACGCGAUGAUCAAUUUGAUGAACAUGGAGAAUAGAGCUAUUUCCGCGCCCGGACGGAGCGACCAGCAACGGCAGGAUCAGCAGCAUAUGGAUGUAGAUUAUGAGAGUAGCGUGACCCUUGCAGAUGGAGCAGGUAUAUCCCCUAGAACGACCGCACCGAACACACCCAAAAGUUCAAAAGGACAGGCGGACGGAAAACAGUAUCGGACACACUCAUCGCGGUCGCGACAGCCCUCGAAACAGCCCUCGAGACAGAAUUCAGCACGGUCGACCGAGACGAGUGCCACCCAUAUCUCGCUCUUCCCAGCGAGCUCGAACGUCUAUUUGGUGGAUUCACCUUCAAUAUUACCGCCAAUACCGAUGAUCCCUAUGGCAUAUACGACCAACAACAUGCCUCCCCUUCAACUGGUCCAACAAUACUCAUACAACAAUACUUCUGGACAACCUAAUGCUUCGCCCUCGAAUAGCAGCAAGAAAAUGUCGGCCUACAAGGCCCUGGUGCCAGAUGACUAUGAUGAUCGCCAGCCUUUUCAUCGGACGACAGACAGCGCGUCGGAGGAACGGUUUCUAUACCAGCGAAUGUCGACGACGGCAGGAUCUUCAGGUUCUCCGGAUAGCAUCAACACUCCUUGGACAGGUGGUGGUGGCAAUGGGCAGGAGCCUUCGGAGCGGUCUCGACCGUCACCAUCAUCGUCGAAAUCCAGGAUCUAUGGCAAGAGUAGCAAUAGCAGGAACCUGAACUCUUCAGGAUAUAAUGGCAUGGGAUCUCCAUCUUCCUCACCAAGAACUGCUGCGCAGCGGUAUCCUGCAGGUGAGACUAUGCUCUUCUCAACAUCGGCCUCCUCGCCAUCCUCACCUGCGCUCUCGGAGGGCGAUCCAAGAAGAACGUCUAAACGGUCGAGCACGACGAAAUCAAAGAGGAAGCAUAUGCCAUCGUAUCUCCGGUCCAAGACGGAUCCAUUGCUGAACACAAUGUCUGGUCUCGGUUCCGGCUCAGACGCACUAGCGGCAGCAGGCGGCCGUGCGAGUAACAAUCCCAAAAGGCGAGACUCAGCAACAUACAAAGUUGAGUAUAAGGAAUCGCGAUCCCCCCGACAACAGGCCUCGAAUAUCUUCUCACAUAAUGGGUCUGCGUUUCCGGGAUCAGCCUCGACGACGCCGACUUUGAAGCCGUCAGAAGCGGAUGCAAGGUUCACAGAGGGAUUCCCGAUGCCCCCGACCCCGACUUUCAAGGAUUCUUAUUUUUCGGACGGGACCACGGUGUUGCCUUCAUUAUCGUCGCCGUCGAGUCCGAGACAUUCGACGUCGGCGCAGAGACAAAAACAGCAUCAGCAGUAUCUAGAUUGGUAUCAGCAACAGCAGCAGAUCCAGAUAGAGCAGGAACGUGCUGCGGCGAUUGCGGCUGCUGCUGCUGCUGCUGUUGCACAGACUCAGCCUCAGACUCAGGUGGUACCAGGGGGAAAGAAAAGGAGUUCGAGCGCACUGCAAAGUCCGAGGACGCCGAAGCUAGGGCUCUUGCCGAGGCUGGCUGCGAAG